This is a messenger RNA of Filobasidium floriforme, 1085 nucleotides long. RefSeq lists its product as uncharacterized. The transcript has 6 exons. Gene Ontology annotation, molecular function: catalytic activity. Lineage: Eukaryota; Fungi; Basidiomycota; Tremellomycetes; Filobasidiales; Filobasidiaceae. The coding region runs from base 104 to 931 and encodes 275 amino acids. The record is from RefSeq and is a predicted model, not a curated record.
GACGAUGGAAAUCAGAGAUAUCUCGGAUGCCGAUGGCCAGUACAGUCAGCAGGAUUCCUUUACAAUCUAAGUAGCAGUGAGGUUCUUACGUUGUUGUACACAUAUGGCAGGUCAUCCUAUGCAUAUACCACUUCAUAUCCUUUCCGACCCCUCGUUUGGCUUCCUCACGACCAUGCGAUGCGCCGUAACGAUGACCCAGGUUUGCAAUAUUCCAUUGCUGGAGGAACACCUUGAUAGGCUUGAAUCGGUCUGGGCUAGCUACGAGAAUGCGAUGCAAGGGUCUUCAUCCUUUAGGAUGCGUUUGAAAAGCCAAAUCCAGGACUUUGUGAAAGAACAGUCUCCGGCCGAUUAUAGGCUUCGAGCGGUACUCUCGACUGGUGGCCAGCUAGACCUUCAAGCAGUCCCACUACCUGCUUCAAGUCCUCCUUUUGCGACUCACCCUGAUCAGCUAGGGCUGGCUCGCUAUGACGUCUUGCUCAACCCGGAGAGUUGUACAUCAGGCAAGACGUACGAAGACUUGUAUCGGAUCAAAACAACCAGGCGGGAGAUAUACGAGCUACCGCUGCAACAAACCAAAGAUCUAGCUCGCCAAGCGGGGAUCGCGAUACCGUUCGAUACGAUAAUGCAUUGGCAACAGCCCGGAUCCACGGCCAGGGAGAACGAUCUGGUUUCGGAGACUUCUUUCGCCAAUAUUGCGGUUCACGUCCCGCUCGGCGACGGAAGUCCUGAAUGGUUGACACCGGAAGAGAGUGAUACCGUUCCCUUCUUGUCUGGCGUUAUGAGACGACAUCUGCUGGAACGGGGAGUUCUCAGGACCGGUCGGAUUACGGUCCGAGAUUUUGAACGAUGGGUAGCGGAGGGUAGACGGGUCAUAGGGAUGAAUGGGCUCAAAGGGGUGUGGGAAGCCAAUGUGCUGUCGUUACAAAUGUGAACGUUCAAGUGCAGACGACUGGAUCACAGUCUAAGAGACUUGGAGCAGGAGCUUGAGAAUAAGACAAUAUUUACGCGGAAGAGGAGUGUUAUGCGGAAGAUAAGAGGCAGAAUGAUGCAUACAUAUAGCAUAUAGUGACACGGUACAUCACAUC